GUUUGUGUGUGUUUUGAAGGACAAAUGGUGCAAAGGACGGUAUUGAAGGUACUAUUAUCAUGCGAGAAAUGCAAGAAGAAACUUUUGAAAUCAGUUUCUAGCCUUGAAGGUGUAGAUAAGAUUGAAAUAGAUGGAGCCAAAGGAACAUUAACUGUAACAGGAGAUGCAGAUCCUUAUGAGAUAAUUUUACAAACAAGGAAGGCCAUAAAAUGUGUAGAAGUGGUAACAAUUGGGCCUCCACCUCCACCUCCAAAGAAGGUAGAUGAAAAGAAACCACCAGAGAUAAAGCCUAUUCAGAAAGUUCAUAUGUGUUCAUGUAAUAAUAUGAGCUUGCCGAAUACCUGUGUUGUUUGUCAACCAUUGGCUGUGGUUCAUAUGCCUCCCGAACCAUGUACCACUUGUACCAUUAUCUACUGCUAUAGCAAAUCUCGAUCCCUCCAGUUCGUAUCUCACCGGCCGAAGGAAAAGACCGACCAACUUGACACCGACCACCACCUCCCUCCGCCCUCUUCUGUCGAGUCACUCCAGCAAUCACCGAUGCCACUUUUUCCCUCCUUUGUCUUCGCCGGUAGAAGACCAAACAAAAGCAUCAGAGGCUACCGGAGCUCCUCCCUCCGCCACCCACUGCCUCUUUCCCAUCGAGAAACACCACCACCACCAACGAUGGUGUUGCUGUUGCUGGGACCACCAUGA
Molecule: messenger RNA, 693 nt
Organism: Lactuca saligna
Lineage: Eukaryota; Viridiplantae; Streptophyta; Magnoliopsida; Asterales; Asteraceae
Source: the annotation of a GenBank genome assembly